Clonostachys byssicola is the source of this 2256-nucleotide messenger RNA. The record is from the annotation of a GenBank genome assembly. NCBI's taxonomy places the organism in Eukaryota, Fungi, Ascomycota, Sordariomycetes, Hypocreales, Bionectriaceae.
AUGGACAAAAUCGUCUGCUCGGAGGCGCAUCUGUGCGAAUAUUGCCUUGCAUUUGCCAAGGCUAUAUCCUCACGUUCUAGCACUUUCACAGCCACUUCCUUGUCUGGAUAUCAAGGUCCAGGACUGUGGCCGUCCUCAAUUACUUGUCACCUCUGCAAGAUGCUUAACAGCGCCAACGCGACAAGAGGUGCACUAUCAUCAGGGUACCUCAAGAUGUUUAAGAACGGCCCAACUUUAAUCAGAUAUUUUCACAGAAAUGACAUGGUCGCUUCCAGUGGUCGAGGGCCUUUAUCGGAGGUCAAUAUCUAUACUAAUCGCGGAACCCAUAUGCUCAGCAUCCCUUUUGCUAUUUGGUGCGACGAUGAUAUCUUGGAUAUCGUACAGGAUCCACCACUACCUUCGGAUAAUUGCCCAGAGGCCUUUGCUCUUGUCAAGAAAUGGCUUCGGAAGUGUCGUUACCACCAUCAGCAAUGCUUACAGACCAGAUCAGGCCUUCUUGUCAACGAAAUCCAUGGUCCAAAACUUCCUACGAGAGUGCUAGAUGUUCGUAAACGAGACGAAGGGGUUGUAUCUCUCAUUGAGAGUAACGGUCUGAAAGAAAACUUCUGCGCCCUGAGUUACUGUUGGGGCAAUCGACCCCAAAGCGUGGUCACAACCCGAGAGUCGAUCGCGGACCACUGUGCUGGGAUAGAAAUCGACCGUCUCCCGCAGACUUUCAAGGAUGCGAUUCAGCUAACGUACGAAAUUGGUAUCAAUUAUCUUUGGAUCGAUAGCCUCUGUAUUGUCCAGGAUGACGACGACGACUGGGAAAAGGAAGCAGGUAACAUGGCAAAUGUUUACCAACAUGCAUUCUUGGUUAUUUCAGCAGACGGGGCCUCUCACUCGGAUGGGGGCUGUUUUGUGCGACAAGAUAUUUAUCCCAGCGUUGUUAAAAUACCGUUUUAUGAUGCCUCGGGCCAGAUAUGCAGUUCCUUCUGGCUUUCAAGGGAAAUGGUGGGAUAUAUCGACAAGUACCCCGAAGAUAGCCCUUUACAAGAGCGAGCCUGGGCUUUCCAGGAAGCAUUCCUUGCUCGUAGAUCAAUUCAUUUUAUGCCUGGAGGAAUGAGUUGGAGAUGCCAAUGUAUGAGUCUGGGUGAGAGAACUCGGAUAACCAACGAUAUAUAUACCGAAAAUUGGUACUUCGUUCUGAGAGACUACUCGCGCCGCAAGCUUACUUACAAAAAGGACCGCCUUCCUGCCAUCGAAGGGCUGGCGAGCGUUUUAGGGAAAAUAAAAGGGGUUGGAUACCACUUGGGGAUUCUUGAUGUCGAUAUCGAAAAACAGCUUCUAUGGAUACUUAGAGAGUUUGCAUCGCCAUCAGACGCCUUGGAUGACGUUCCUUCCUGGUGCUGGGCAUCUCAAGGAGGACGGAAGGAAUUACCCCCCACAACUUCAGGCAUCCAGGGCCAACGCGCAAGCGAAGCCACAAUGGAUUUAGUGAAGGGGCUAAAUGGGGUUGUUCGAUUUACUGGCAAUUUGGGUAAGUGUGAUAUUCAGGAACUUUCCCUCACGUUCGACUCGGAUGAAGAAACAGUGGAUGAUGAAGACGGAGAAACAUCUGAGGAAGAGGACGGAGAAGCAUCCGAGGAAGAGGAUAGAGAAGCAUAUGAGGAAGAGGACGGAGAAACAUCUGAGGAAGAGGACAGAGAAGCAUAUGAGGAAGAGGAUGGGGAGGCAUCUGACGAAGAGGAUGGGGAGGCAUCCGAGGAAGAGGAUGGAGAAGCAUAUGAGGAAGAGGAUGGGGAGGCAUCUGACGAAGAGGAUGGGGAGGCAUCUGACGAAGAGGAUGGGGAGGCAUCUGAGGAAGAUGUUGGAGAAGAAUUUGAGGAUCCCCAUAAGCGAUACACUUCUCUGCUCGCUUGGCUCCUCGUCUCCUUUUUCAAAAGACGCGAAUAUCAAAUCAUGAAUGGCAAAGAUCCAACCCCGCAACCCAUUGGCUUUGCCGCUCCUGAUCAGCCUUACGUUGGGAAUUGUUACACUGCCUUUCUUUGCGAAACAGAGUGGGAUAGCAUCAGUGACCUGUCCAAUGAAUUUGGAAGGCUUCAUAAGUUCCCAUCUCCCUCAAACCAUCCAAGUCGCCGGCUGCAUUGGGUACUGCUUUUGGCUCCUGCUUCCGAGCAUGAGAAUACGUUCCGGCGAGUCGGUGUCGGAGCUGUUUGGCGUGAUCCUGAGGAUGAUGCCACGGCAGUACAGAAGGUUACGAUUGACCUAGUGUAG